CGUAUUUAGGAACUGAAAGCAUCUCCGAAUACCUAACCCGGAGCAUGGAUACACAGCAACGUCCUGGCCGCCCCAUAAUGAAACCCGGUGUCACCUGCGUAAAUCAGUGGCAUAGGAUGUUUCUCUGGAUCAUACCGACUCUAGUAGCGAGGUUUUGACCAUUCUCGGGCUGCCUGAAGCUGGGACUACUAUCAGUUCCAUAACAUAUGUCAACUGGGCGCACCUUCCAGAGUGGAUCAAGGACGUGUUGGGUGACGAUUGGGACACAAUCGCGAAGACGGGGUAUGUUGGUGUGACAGAGACGACCGCAAUAUUGAUGUCCACGUUGCGUCAGAGAUAGAUGCCGACGGGGUCUUGGACAUGGCUGCUUCUAAACAGGCUGCACUUCGCAAGCUUGCAAGAAUCAUCACCAGCACUUCUCGUGAUAUUAAGGAUGUAUGGACUCGCGGAGAGCUUGAUGAAUUUGGUGAGUAUUCCGUGCAGGACCUUGACGGUGGACGUUUUGUCCUUGUUGCAGGACAGACGGUGCUGGAUAUACGUGACCGUGGGCCCAUGUAUUUGACGGCAGAGGCUUUUGAAGGCUACGCCCGCAAGCUGUUGGAACAUACAGUUCGCAGGGACAGUCCACCCCUGGCUGCACCCGUCAUCAAGCGAGGUCCAUUAUUAUCCCUGACCGACAAACACGACGAGUCCCACCCGAAAAAGAUCCAGAUUCGUUCUGUCAUUCCACGAUUUUCCCUUUGGUUUGAGUUGGGAAGACCCAUUGCCGUCGCCGAUGCCAUUGUUGAGGGGGCUGAGGAUGCCAUUUCGAUUGAAAGUCGUGUGGUUGAGGGGGACGUUAGGGUGAAGUUUACAUUUGCAGUCGCAAUGCCGGGUCACCAUCUUGUUGAGGUGCAUGCAAAUUUUGCAGACUCGGAAACAAUGGUUUCGACGUCACAGAUGUUUGAGGUUGAGGUUAUUUACACAAGGAGGCAGACACAUUGAAAUAGCGUGUAUUUGGGACACCGUUGUGGCACGCAAACUGUAGUAGUUACUAGUAUCACGAAAACUAUUAUUUAACCAAGAAGCUCUGAAAUAUUAUUAUAAACUUCGCGUUCG
This is a messenger RNA of Desarmillaria tabescens, 1098 nucleotides long. RefSeq lists its product as uncharacterized. The record is from RefSeq and is a predicted model, not a curated record. Bases 361 to 984 code for a protein of 207 amino acids. The transcript is spliced from 2 exons. Lineage: Eukaryota; Fungi; Basidiomycota; Agaricomycetes; Agaricales; Physalacriaceae.